Messenger RNA from [Torrubiella] hemipterigena, 4891 nucleotides. NCBI's taxonomy places the organism in Eukaryota, Fungi, Ascomycota, Sordariomycetes, Hypocreales, Clavicipitaceae. The record is from the annotation of a GenBank genome assembly.
CAGCAAGAUUCCCGCCUCCUCUUCUACCAAACACCCGCCUUGACCACAUCCCACCGCUUCCGCGCCAUCGUUUGCCAUCGCAGGGCCUCUGGUUUCUCCUUAUUUUAUUUUCUUGGUGUCUUCUCGCUUACCUCAUUUAUUCUUUUGUCUCCGACGCUGUCAUUCUUUUCGCCGCUGCCCACCAGCAUCACCGUCACCACCACUACCUCAACGGUAUUCGUCACCAACCUCGCCUGCUCCCGGUUAAUCGAUAGCCCGCCCCAACGCACCAUAAUUCGCCGAAUCGACUGCUUGCCAGCUGCAAGUCUCGUGGCUUCUCCCGAUAGCAUCGUCAUAAAUAUCAAACCUGCUACCCUCGGAAGCCGCCAACAGCCAAACGUCAUACGCCUCGUGCUACCGAUCCCACCGAUCCCAUCAUCCAGGCAUUCUGCAUCACCUGAGAGCUCACAAACACUAUCACGAAAUGCCCCCAUUGCCUUUACAUAUCCAAUAGUCGCCGUAAAAUUAUCAAAGAGCCAACGAGUGGCUGUCAAGCUCAGUACCCGGCCCCUCCGGUACCGCUGCUAGCGAAUCUCGAGCACUGUUUGGGCCCGCGCCGCAGCCUUCCUACAAACUCCGGCUGCGUUAUUUCAUCAAACGCAACAGAAAACACAAAAUGGGUAAUUCCAGCACUAAGGAAUCCCGCGCGGGGGCACAAGAGGGAGGGAGCCCCCGUUCACGGUACGAAGAACCCGACUAUGCCAGAGUACGCAACCGCAUGUCACGCGGCGACAUGGCAACACUGGCCAUGAUGUCAAAUUCCAGCAGAGAUCGAGCCCGACGAGCGCGAGACCCCGAUGCGCCCUUUGAACAUCGUGAGACAAGGGCCGAGCGUGAGGCGAGACGGCUGGAGCGCGAACGCGUGCAACGAGCCAAGGAUCGUGAAGUCAGUUUACGAGAGGAGCACGUUGAUGGCGGCUAUCUAGUCACGCUGGGUACCUAUACUGGCACAGAAGAUUUCAACAAGAGCGUUGUAAGACAGUUGCAGAUUGAACGUCGCCUAGCACCGUUUUGGCGCGGCCUCCCCGACUGGUCCGACAAUUGGGCCGAACACCAGCUUAUUGCUGCUGCUAGAGGGCUUCCCAUACCCGCAGCAGAUGAUCCUCCCGCGCCAGAGCUCGUUCCCCAGCCGCCACCAGCUCGAGACGGGCCGUCAAGCCUAGCCAGCCUUACCGUACCGUUGGGCCCUAGAACCAUGUCGGCCGCUUCGGACAAGAGUGGCUCUGGAAACGCCUCUCCUGCGGCGGGCACUCCUAAGAGCAGCUCAUUUAAGCCCCGCGCCAAGGCUCUUGCACUUGCCCUAGCCGGAUCGUCACGCGAGCAGUCGUCGACGGAUCUUAGCCAGCAAGAAGUCCGCCUCCCACAUGAUCCCUUUGUCAAUGGUCAAGCUAUUGAAGUACAUCUUUAUAAGGACGCCAUGGAUUGCCCCAUCUGCUUCCUCUCCUACCCCCCCUAUCUCAACCAAACCCGCUGCUGCGAUCAACCAAUCUGCACAGAGUGCUUUGUGCAAAUCAAACGAGCGGAUCCCCAUCUUCCUGAGCACCAUCCUGAUGGCCAGGCCAGAGACCCCAAUGAAGGACUCACUGCUGACGAUCCUCCUGAGAUGUUAAUAUCAGAACCCUCCGCUUGCCCGUACUGCCAGCAACCCGAAUUCGGCGUUACAUACGUGAGCCCAACCUUUCGACGCGGCCUCAGCUACGCUGGAGCAGCAUCAGCACAUCUUGGCUCUAGUACACCCAUGUCCUCACAAAGCUCGUUACAUUCGCCAUCCCCUUCGACUCCCCAAGCCCCCCCAGCGCCACAAACCGGUAGACGUCGUGGUCAUAGUUUGUCGGCGACAGCGCCCAACGUGAUUACGACUGACCGAAUUCGACCUGACUGGUCGACAAAACUUGCAGCAGCACGCGCGCAUCAAGCACGCCGUGCUGCUGCAGCCACUGCCUUGCAUACGGCUGCCUUCCUGGUUGGUGGGAGCGAGCAACGAUCGAUCCUUCGACCUGGGCGGUUUGCGCGCCGCCUUACGGGCUCUGGUAGCAAUACGCCUGGGCAGAUUCUUGUUGAUGGCCCUGACCAGGCCGAUGAGAACAAUCAACAAUCCACUGGUUGGAACGCAGACGGUUCAAGACGCACACGUAUGGAUGAGCUGGAAGACAUGAUGAUGAUGGAGGCUGUACGCCUGUCGCUGGCCGCAGAGGAGGAGAGAAAGCGUAAGGAGUCCAAGGCUCUCCGAAAAGAAGCCAAGAAGCAACAGGAGGCGGAUAAGAAGGCUGCGAAGAAGGCUGGUAAAGGUCCAUAUGGUGGCAGUCAUAGCGGCGCUAGUGGUAGCAGCUUGUCUCUUGGCCUCGGACGUCGACGCGGAAACAGUGGUGCUAGCCAUCUCCGAUCAGAAUCCAAUGUUGACGACCCCCCAUCGCCUGAAAACGCCGCGAAGAGCACUGAAGAAGGCCAGAAUCAGGACAAGGGUAAGGCCAUUGCAAUCGAUGCUAAGGUCAAUGCCGGAGAACAACCAACCAUGGCUUCGGGGUCGCUGCCAAUUCCCGUAAGCGCACGUGGAAACUCUCACCUGAGGCAGAUGAGCAAUGCGUCUUCCAUAGGCUCCUCCCUUGCCGAUACACCCGCUGGCAGCUAUUCCGGCCCUGGGUUGGCUGGCCCUGAUGGUUCUAGAAGCCGAGGCGAAGACAGUGAUGGAGAGCAGAUGGAGCCCAUGUUCAACUUCCGCAGCUUGGCAGAGCUGGUUGGGGUCAACAUUGAGGACGGUAGCCCACUCCCACUCAGUGCUGAAGGCUCGACGGCACCCACCUCCCUGACUGCUGUCCAGCAGGAGAUAUCAUCUCAACCAUUGCCUCGCGUCUCUGAAGAGAGCAAAGAGGCAGGCAGCGCUGAACACAUGGAGCUUGCCCCUGUCACCGACAAGAGUGAGGGUAAGGGCGAGCCUGCACGCGCAAGCACAUCUAUUGUUGCAGCAUCAGCCGUCAAGCCUCCUCAUCCAGAGGAGGAGAAACAGCAACAAGCGGAGAAGCUUGCUCCUGUGAGCUUAUCAACAGAGUCUACGCUUACGGCAGAUGCUGCUCAUACCAAGACUUGUGAGCCCACCCAGGUGGCUACGCAAAAGGUUGGAAACUUGACGCUGUCGGUUGACCCACCAGCUUCCAUAUAGAUGCUGCUGGCUGUGGUGUAGGAACAGACUCUUGGUGUUGUGAGAGCCCGUCUGCUUUAUUAUUUUUGGGGGAGGGCGUGUUCUGUAAUGCAUUAUUCUUCUUUAUUUGUUCCAUUAAGCGAAAUAUUUUAUAGUGUAUAGGGUGUAUUUAAUGAAGGAAGAUCCAGCGUUUCUAUGUCAACAGUGUGUAUGCUUAUGACUGGACGCAUACUUGCUAGCUCCAUCAGCGCAAGCUCUAUUCCUUAGUCAUCUCAGCAUGGAAUUUUUCUACCCAUGUGCUGAAUUCGUCAGUUUCAUCUUGCCAGUUCUUGGAGAAGCUCUCGCCUGCGGCAGACGAGUCCGCGAAGCACUGGCUCAUCCCGCUAUCGAUGCCUUCAUUGUCCAGGUCGUAAAAUUGUGUGGCCAAGUCGCUGAAGUUGUCGGGAAGUCUAUCAAGGAUAACGCUGGCAUCGUCGAGGCGUUUAGGAAUAUCUGAAUCUGCUGCUGUAUCCGAGGGUAAAACUUGCAGCAGUUUGCUCAGUCGGCGCUUCGAAAUGGCUUGGUAAAGGUGGAGGGUAAGGCGGAGGCGGCGGAGUGUCGACUCUACGCGAGGCCGGAUGCCAUCGGGGUCGUCCUCGGGUAUUGUCUUUUGUGAAUUCAUCAAAUCGUCGACAAGUUUCUGUGCAUCGUCGAUGUCGUCGUCGUCGUCGUCAUCGCUAAACGCUUCGGAUCUGUCCGUCUCUGCAUCCGGCUCCUGCUCGCUCCAUUCCUUGAGCUCUUCUAGCACGUCUUGUAGUGUAUCGCGCCAUGUAUUGAUUUUCUGGAUAAAGUAGCCGGCUACACCGAUAUUCGCAAGCUUGACAACGUCGUCAGCGGCGGACCAGAGCAAGCCAGUGGACGCAAGAGAGCCCUUUUGCUUAGAGAAGCCCUUUCGGUCUUUCUCGGCCACGACUUGGCCGUUCUUGGGGAUCUUGGACACAAGCUCAACGAUUUCCUUUAGGAGUCGUUGGCAUCGCCAUGCCAUUUCCUUUCGGAAGACAUUGGUAUAGAGAGCCGGGUCGCAUGCCUGGACGGCUGCUGCAAUGGCGGGGACAGGACCUGCUGCAAGCUCACGCACAACAGUGGUGAUGGCCGACGGAGUAAAGGGUUCGUUUAUUAUCAGGAGAGAAAUCUUGGUUGCUUGUGCUUUGGCCAGGUUGGAAGCAUCGCGCGAGAGGGCAACGGCGUCGAGGGUGCUAGUAGAUGUUGUGGCGGCUGUAAAAGUCGAGGAUGGAUUCUUGUAGAUGUCGCCGAGAGUGGUGGCAAGCUGGGAUGUGAUGGCGAGGCAGCUGUCGACUUGGGAAGAAAGAGCGUCAAGCGAGGCCUGGUCUACUACCGGGGCCAUUUUGGGUUUUUGGAGGUUGUGUUGGCUGUGGAAGUGGUUGUUGGUGAAGCUGGGAAUUUUCAAAGUUGAUUUUUUUUUAGGUGGUUGACUCAUGGAGGGGCAACUUCGCUGGCGGGGGUUACCAGCUGCAGCAUGGAGGGGUAUAGCUGCACAGCGUGACCCAAGCAAUAGACUUCACCAGCAUUAAAAUAUUCAUUUAUAAUGCAAAAAUAAAACUGCAAAAAUUUUCUAAUAGGAAAUUUACUUUAUAGUUUCUUAUAAUUUUUUUAUAACGAAAUUGAGCGGUCGUUUUACCAAUGUGACAAGGUGGUCUGUGGUGUGUGUUGGCCUGG